GUACCGAACACCUGUUCGAUGUCUCCUCCUCUUUCGGCCCCUCUUCGCCGUUUGCUAUCUUCUGCACCAUCUCAUCGUUAGGGGUUUUGUUCGAUUCGGGCCUCUGUCGAUCCAAUCCCGUAAUGGUGGCGGCUGCCCCUUUCCUCAUCCUCCCCCUCCUCCUCCAUCGUGCCUUCUUGUAGUGGCUCGACCCCGCGGUUCCCCUCGCUCCUCCCCUCCUUGGUUGCAUCCCCGCGAUCGAGAGAUGGAGACCCCGUGGAGCUGGCGGGCGCCGCGCGUGUCGGGAGAAUGAGGGGCCGGUGCUGGGCGACCACCGGGAGCGGGGUGAUGGAUCUUGCCUUCGCGGAGAGCCUGGCCGUCGCUUGCGGGUGCCGCCUGCGCUCGGCCUCCGGUCCCUUCUCCGUCGCGUUCGAGGCGUUCUCAUAAGCCUGCCGUCGCGGUCCGAUCGCGCCGCGGCGGCUCUGAUUCUUUCCCAUUGCCUUCUGACCCUGUAUCAUUCUCCACCAAAAGCAUACCUUUUUUUCCAUUUAUUCUUGUAGUUUUUCUUUCUGUUGUUCGAAUGGAACCGAUGGUUUUAAAUGGAUUCCCGAAAGACCUGGGGAUUGGUGGCAAUGGCGGUGGCAUGUUGCAUCCGGACUGCGUCGAGGCCGAUCCUACCGGACGUUAUUUUCGUCACGACGAGGUAUUAGGCAGAGGAGCAUUCAAGACUGUUUAUAAGGGAUUCGAUGAGGUUUAUGGGAUAGAAGUUGCAUGGAAUCAGGUGAAAAUUGAUGAGGUGCUGCAAUCUCCCGACAACCUCGAACGCUUGUAUUCUGAAGUUCAUUUGCUGAAGUCCUUAAAGCAUGUGAAUAUCAUCAAGUUUUGCAACUCAUGGGUUGAUGAACAAAACAAGACCAUUAACAUCAUCACCGAGCUGUUCAAUUCCGGAAGUCUGAGGCAAUAUCGUAAAAAGCAUAAACAUGUUGACUUGAAAGCAAUAAAAAGCUGGGCAAGACAAAUUCUUCGAGGUUUGGAGUACCUCCACAGUCACAAACCUCCUAUUCUUCAUAGAGAUCUGAAAUGUGAUAACAUCUUUGUGAACGGCAAUCAUGGAGAAGUUAAAAUUGGCGACCUUGGGUUGGCUAUUGUCAUGCAACAACCUACAGCUCGAAGUGUUAUUGGUACCCCUGAGUUUAUGGCGCCAGAGCUCUAUGAAGAGGAGUAUAAUGAAUUAGUUGACAUUUAUUCUUUUGGUAUGUGCAUGUUGGAGAUGGUUACACUUGAAUAUCCAUACAGCGAAUGCAAAAAUCCUGCUCAGAUUUAUAAGAAAGUCAUGUCUGGAAUAAAGCCUGCUGCUCUUGCCAAAGUAUCAGAUCCUCAAGUACGUCAGUUUAUAGAGAAAUGUUUGGUUUCUGCUUCAGAGAGGUUGCCUGCCAAGGAGCUCUUGAAAGACCCAUUUCUUCAAAUUAAUAGUGCUAAGGAGCCUCUUCCAGAUCCUGUUCGAUCUUCCAACGAUAUUCUUAAUAUGAUGAAUCCAUCUUCAAGGCCUCUGUCUAUGGACAUUGACUCUGAUUACAGACCACUUCCUAUUAGUACUGGCACCGAGAACAGCAAUCUGACAGCAGUUACACCAGCGUUGGAAUUCCAAAGAACCAAUCGAAAUAAUGAAUUUAGACUGAAAGGAGAGAAAAAUGAUGACAACUCUGUCUCACUAAUUUUGCGUAUUGCUGAUACAUAUGGUCGAGUGAGGAAUAUCCAUUUCCUUUUCUACCUGGACUCAGAUACAGCACUUGCAGUUGCUGCAGAAAUGGUGGAGCAACUAGAUCUAUCCGACUAUGAUGUUGUCUUUAUAGCUGAUUUUAUUGACUUCUUGAUCAUGAGACUUAUACCUGGCUGGAGACCUGCUGAUCAUUGUUCUAGCGACAACAUCAGCUCAUGCAAGGAGUAUGGAGCUUACGAUAACAAUGAACUUUCAUCUGAGUUAUCCCCACAAUCAAGUGCUUAUUUCGAGCUGGGCUAUGACCACGCUGAUCAAUCUCAGAUAAACGUAGGAACCUCAGAAGGGGAAUUUGCGGAAAAUGAUGAUGUUGCAUCAUAUAAGAAGAUGGAUGAGGCAGUUUCACCUAUCGAUAAUAAUUCGAUUUGGAGUGGGGUUAAUGGGGCAGACAAACGUUCUCAACAUUCAGCAACUUCAGUUAUGGUUGUCGGAAGCUCCAAAAGCUUAAGUGGAUAUAAUACUGAUGCCGAUUCUAAAGGAGAUGUUGGUGCUUGUGAUAUUGUUGAGGUACUUUCUCUGAAGGACUCUUCUUUGCUCUCCCUGAAUAAUAAAGAUCAAAAUGAGUUGCGGUCAGAGAUCGAUAUGAUCGAAGCUCAAUAUCAGCGCUGGUUUUUUGAGCUAUCGAGGAUGCGAGAGGAGGCAUUACAGAAUGCUAGAAAGAGAUGGAUCACAAGGAAGAGCAGUGGUUAACUGUACCCUUCUCUUCCUUUUGCAUCCCGAACCAUUCUUUCUUUUUUUCCCAAUUUCGGCAAAUAAUUAUAUGAAAUUUAUCCGUGACUAUCCUCAAGGAAACUUAUUAAGUUCAUUUUCUUAGUAUGUAAGUUUUUAUAGUGUGGUAGCUUAAUUGGGCUCCAGUGACUCAGAAAAUGGAUUUUAUUUUUUCGUUUA
Molecule: messenger RNA, 2644 nt
Organism: Musa acuminata subsp. malaccensis (wild Malaysian banana)
Lineage: Eukaryota; Viridiplantae; Streptophyta; Magnoliopsida; Zingiberales; Musaceae
Product: probable serine/threonine-protein kinase WNK4
Biological process (GO): protein phosphorylation; intracellular signal transduction
Cellular component (GO): cytoplasm
Molecular function (GO): ATP binding; protein serine/threonine kinase activity
Source: RefSeq, a predicted model, not a curated record